This is a messenger RNA of Daucus carota subsp. sativus, 567 nucleotides long. RefSeq names its product rRNA 2'-O-methyltransferase fibrillarin 1-like. The transcript is spliced from 6 exons. The record is from RefSeq and is a predicted model, not a curated record. Gene Ontology annotation, molecular function: rRNA methyltransferase activity; RNA binding; histone H2AQ104 methyltransferase activity. Gene Ontology annotation, biological process: box C/D sno(s)RNA 3'-end processing; rRNA methylation. Lineage: Eukaryota; Viridiplantae; Streptophyta; Magnoliopsida; Apiales; Apiaceae. The coding region runs from base 1 to 567 and encodes 188 amino acids. Gene Ontology annotation, cellular component: small-subunit processome; nucleolus; box C/D methylation guide snoRNP complex.
AUGGAUAAUGAGGGUGGAACCGAAGUUGAAUACAGAGUAUGGAAUCCGCUCAGGUCGAAUUUGGCUAAUGCAAUCAUGUGCGGUAUUACCAAUAUAUGGGUUAAACCUGGAUCUCGUAUUUUAUACCUGGGAGAUGAUGUGUGUCAAAUUACACUUUCACAUUUGUCUGAUCUUGUUGGUCUGGAUGGUUUGGUCUAUGUAGUGGGGUUGUCUGAUGUUGCAGUAAAAAUGGCGGAGAAGAGGCCAAAUGUUAUAACAGUUUUCCAAAAACCUUCAUGUUUUGGGAAGUAUCGCAUGGUUGUUGGCAUGGUGGAUGUAAUUUAUGCUGAUAUACAUUCAGACGAGGUACAUACUAUUAUUAGUAAUGUUUGUUACUAUCUUCGAGCUGGUGGGCAUUACUUGGUCUACACACGGGCAAGCAACAUCUAUUUAACUACUCGAGGUAAAGAUCCAUUUGCUUACCACCCUCGACGGAAGGAGUUUACACCAAUUGAAGCAGUCAUGUUGGAACCGAUUGACAGAGAAUAUUCAAUGGCUGUUGGUGGUUUCCGUAUGCCGGAAGAAUAG